Messenger RNA from Eruca vesicaria subsp. sativa (arugula), 938 nucleotides. NCBI's taxonomy places the organism in Eukaryota, Viridiplantae, Streptophyta, Magnoliopsida, Brassicales, Brassicaceae. The record is from the annotation of a GenBank genome assembly.
CUUCGUUCUCCAAACUCGUAACCGGCGCAGCUGAGAACUUCCAUCUCGCGGAAGAGGCAACAUCCAUGGGUAUCUCUCGUGACUCCAUCCACAAGAGGCGUGCCACUGGAGGCAAGCAGAAGCAAUGGAGGAAGAAGCGAAAGUACGAGAUGGGAAGGCAGCCAGCUAACACCAAGUUGUCAAGCAACAAGACGGUGAGAAGAAUCAGAGUCCGUGGAGGUAACGUCAAGUGGCGUGCGUUGAGGCUCGAUACCGGUAACUACUCCUGGGGAAGUGAGUCUGUUACUCGCAAGACUAGGGUUCUUGACGUUGUCUACAAUGCUUCCAACAACGAGCUUGUCCGUACCAAGACUCUUGUGAAGAGUGCUAUUGUUCAGGUUGAUGCUGCUCCUUUCAAGCAGUGGUACUUGCAGCAUUAUGGAGUUGAGGUUGGUCGCAAGAAGAAGAGUGCUGCUGCUUCUGCUGCCGCCAAGAAGGACGGAGAGGAAGGUGAAGAAGCUGCAGCAGCUGCUGCUGCUCCUGAGGAGACCAAGAAGAGUAACCAUGUCUUGAGGAAGAUCGAGAGCCGUCAAGAGGGUCGCAGUCUUGAUUCCCACAUUGAGGACCAGUUUGCCAGUGGUCGUUUGUUGGCUUGCAUCUCAUCAAGGCCUGGCCAGUGCGGACGUGCCGAUGGAUACAUUCUUGAAGGCAAAGAGUUAGAGUUCUACCAGAAGAAGAUCCAGAAGAAGAAGGGAAAGGGUGCUGCUUAAGAGCUUCACUUCUUUACUUUAAUCUUUUUUGGUUCAUCUUUAAACAAUGUUUUGAGUUUCAAUUUCUACUACUGUCUGAGAGAACCUAUGUUUUUGGAUUAGUUUGCUAUUAUAUUUCAUAAAUUCCCUCAGUUAAUUAUGGCACAAUAUCUUUGUCUCAGAUUUUUUUCGUUUAAUUUUAAAUCUCUC